This is a messenger RNA of Serinus canaria (Common canary), 3749 nucleotides long. Its product is annotated as zinc finger protein 418-like. The record is from RefSeq and is a predicted model, not a curated record. The transcript is spliced from 3 exons. Lineage: Eukaryota; Metazoa; Chordata; Aves; Passeriformes; Fringillidae. Bases 425 to 1753 code for a protein of 442 amino acids.
GGGUGUCCGGCCGCUGUUUGCUCCCAGUUCCCUCUCAGCGCUCCCAGUAAGAGCGGGACUGGCAGGGAAAGCGCUCCCAAUUUCCUCUCGCUGAUCUCAGGAUCCCUCCGGUGCUCCCAGGAUCGCUCCCAGUGCCGCGCGGGGCGGGGCCGCUUUGGGAACCCCCCCCAGGGCAGAGCGCGGCUGCUUUUGAGCGUCGGCACUGCCCGUGUGGGGCGGGGAGCAGAGGAGGAGCGGGAGGAAGAGGCGGGACAGAGGAGGGACAGAGGAGGAGGAAAAGGAAGAAGAGGAGCCGGAAGUGGAGAUAGAGACGGACGAGGAAGAGGAGCAGCAGCACCAACACCGCGUGGUUCCCCCGCUCAGGCCGCAGCCCCCCCGCCUCCAGAACCCACAGAAGGAUUUCCCGUUCCUAAACCUUGGCCGGAUGGAGGAAGAGGAGGCUGGGAGGAAGAAGAAGAUGGCCUGGGAGCCCCAGGCAGACACUGAGCUGAGGGUGGAGAGCAGGGAGGAUGAGUCACCACAGCAGAACCUCAUGGAUGAGGCCGUUUUGAGCUGUUCCACUGCACAGGAAUCCAACGUGGAGGAAAAUCCCCAGAGAUCCCGCACAAGGAAGGGCUGCAAACGUAGCCCAGGGAGGUCAGAGGAGGAAAGAUCCACCCUGGGACAGGAUGGUGGUCAGAGCUCAGAGCUGGGGGUCCCCGAGCAGCUUCCCAAUGGGGAGAAGCCCCACAGGUGUGGGAAAUGUGGGAAGAGCUUCAGCCGAAGCUCAGCCCUGAUCCGCCACCAAAGGAUCCACACUGGAGAAAGGCCCUAUGAGUGUGGGGAGUGCGGGAAGAGCUGCAGAGACAACUUUGACCUGAUCAACCACCAGAGGAGCCACACUGGGGAACGGCCAUAUGAGUGUGGGGAAUGCGGGAAGAGCUUUCAGAGAAGCUCCACUCUUCUGAAGCAUCAGCGGACACACACAGGUGAGAGGCCCUAUGAGUGUCCCAAAUGUGGGAAGAGGUUUCAGACAAGCACCCAUCUCCUCACACACGAGCGGAUUCACACAGAUGAGAGGCCCUUCCGCUGCCCCGACUGCAUGAAGGGCUUCAAAUAUAACACCGACCUCAUCAAGCACCGGCGCAUCCACACCGGGGAGAGGCCCUACGAGUGUGAGGAGUGCGGGAAGAGAUUCACCCAGAAGUCGAACCUGAUUGUCCACAAGAGGAUCCACACCGGUGAGAGGCCCUAUGAGUGUGGGCAGUGUGGGAAGAGAUUCAGCCAGAGCUCUGAGCUGAUGCUUCACCAGAGGAUCCACACUGGAGAACGGCCUUACGAGUGUCCCGACUGUGGGAAGACCUACAGCCGUAACGAUCACCUGAUGAUCCACCAGAGGAGCCACACCGGGGAGCGGCCCUACGAGUGUGGGGAGUGCGGAAAGAGGUUUCAGAGUAGCUCAGAUGUCCUCGUACAUCAGCGGAUUCACACGGAUGAGAGGCCCUUCCGCUGCCCUGAGUGUGGGAAGGGCUUCAAGCACAACUCCACCCUCGUCACCCACCAGCGCAUCCACACUGGGGAGAAGCCCUACAAAUGUCCCCACUGUGGGAAGAGCUUCAGCCAGAGGUCAGCCUUGACCCAACACCAGUGGAGGCACCACUAUGAAAGCCCUGUGAGUGCCCCAAGUGUGCAAGGAGUUUUGUGCACUGCUACAAUUUCAUUACCCGUGGCAGUAUUUGUGCUGCACGAUGCCCAGUGGGUACAGCCCCAAUGAUGUGUGGUGCUAGUAAUCUGUGUUGGGAAGGCACCUGGCUGGGGGCUCCACCUCUUAAAGGCUCCAUGUGGCCUUGAUUAUUUUUUCAUUUCUCUCUUUCCUUUCAAAACGCCCCAAACCAGGAUAAAAAUAGAAAAAAAUGAAAAAAAAAACCAAGGAUGGGGACAUGUGGUAAUCUUCCAGGGGAUGUGGGGGCUGCUGUGUUCCAGGGAGUUGAGGGUUCCUGGAUGGGACUUGGGGUUGCUCAGGGCUUUGGGCACCCUAGGCUGGGUGACUCUGGCUGCACUGGGAGACCCUGGAGGAGGUUUUGGGGCAGCUGAUCAAGGACCCCCUGCCCUAGAACUGACCCCAUGACUCCCUGUCCUGGUUCCCCAUGUUCCCUGUCCACGAUCCCCCUCUCCCUGCUGUCACUCCCCCUCCUCCCCACCUGUUCCCACGUCACCGCACUCCUUGUCCCAUCCUGCUCCCAUCCCAGUCUGGAUUCCAUUCCCAGUCUUAUUCCCCGUCCUGGUCCACUAUUCUUUGUCUGGUUGCCGGUCCCAUAUUCCCAGGCCCAUAUUCCCUCUCCUGUUCCCGUUCUCAUAUUCCCAGUCCUGCUGCCGGUUGCGCUUCUGUUCCCAUAUUUCCAUUUCUAUGUUCCCAGUCCCAUUCCUGUAUUCCCGUUUGCGAUCCUGGUCUCAUCUUCCUAAUCCCCAUCCCAUAUUCUCUCUCCGGUUCCGGGUUCCAUAUUCCCUGUCCCGGUCCCAUAUUCCCUGUCCCCGUCCCUAUCCCUUCUUACCCACCCCCCCCACGUGACCAGGGAGGUUCCGCGCUGCUCCCGCCCACCAAUCCCAGCGCGCGGUCACUACUGUAUUUGCAUAACCACGCCCUUCGAUUUGGCCCCCGCCCACCGCCGGCUGCACCCGUGUCCGGGCGCUGUUUGCUCCCAGUUCCCUCCCAGUGCUCCCAGUAAGAGCGGGACUGGCAGGGAGAGCGCUCCCAAUUCCUUCCCGCUGAUCUCAGGAUCCCUCCCGGUGCUCCCAGGAUCGCUCCCAGUGCCGCGCGGGGCGGGGCCGCUUUGGGAACCCCCCCAGGGCAGAGCGCGACUGCUUUUGAGUGUCGGCACUGGCCGGGUCGGGCUGGGAGCGGAGGAGGAGCGGGUGGGAGAGAGGAGGAGGAGGAGGAAGAACAAGAACAGGAGGAGGAAGGAAUAGGAGCAGCAGCAGAAGCACGCGGUGCCCCCGCCCGCCCGCAGCACCCCCAAGUCCAGCAGCAUCGCCCCUCCCCAGAACGCGCAGCUGAGCGGGGCCGGGGGGGUUGGCCCCAAAUCCAUCACGGAUAUCUCCAGGAGGUUUUGGGUUUUUUUUGUGGGGUAGGGGAUGCUUGGAUCUUCCAGAACCCCAGAGCUGAGCUGGAAAUGCCCAUUUCGGGGAUCCUGGGGAGGUCCCACGUGGCGAUCGCCCAGUAAUGCCAGGCACAGGGGUGAUAUCCGGAUAUCGGUGAUAUCCCGGGAUGUCGGAACUCAGGACAUCCCUCUGGGAUUCCAGAGUUGCCGGGACCCCUGCCAGGAAGCUCAUACCCUGGCACAUAGCCCAGAACAGCGGUGGGUUCAAUUAUUGCCAGCUUUGUAUGAAGACCUGAAAGCCACAGCAGUUUAAAUAGUGUAAUAAUAAAAUUACCACUGGGUGAAAAUGUAGGUUUUGGGAUUUUUAGAAUAGGGGUUUUGGGAACAAGAUGGAGGGACUUGGGCGUGUCUAGCCUUUCUUCUUCUCUACCUCCAUCUUCACUGGUGAUGCUGGCACUUUUGGAUUGGUUUAGAGUAGAAACUCACUGUCUAACAUAGGUGAUAGGUACUGGAAAGUAAUUGUAAACAUGUUAUACAUAGGUUUUAUUAUAAAGAGAUAACACUGCCCGGGGGCAGGCAGAGUGCCUCUGACUGUCCUGCUGAGCAGACCUCGGCUGGGCAGGAGGAAAAAUUUUACAGAUAACAUACAAUAAACAAUUCAGAGACUGAAAA